AGUAGUUUCUCUGGGCACCUACCGGUUUCGCCAGCUCGGCAGAAGCUGCUAUCGCGGCUGGAUGCCAGGGUCGUGUCUGGGUGAGCUGAGCAGAGAAAGGGCGCGAAGGGAAACGGUGAGUCAGGCGCAGGCUACGCGAUAAAGGGAGGCGGCACCGCGGCGAAGGGCCAGCUGAGUAAUUGCGGCCACGAGCGGAGUCUGCUCUGGGACGCCGCUGUGUCGGCGUCGGGGAGGCGUGAGGAGGAGCCGGGCGUCUGCAGCCGUUCUCACCCUCGGCGCCCCGCCGCCAUCUCCACCAUGCAGUCCCGGGAAGACGCCCCGUGCUCUCGCCGCCUCGCCAGUCCCCGCGGCGGCAGGCGGCCCAAGAGGAUUUCCAAGCCCUCGGUGUCGGCCUUCUUCACGGGCCCGGAGGAAUUGAAGGACACGGCCCACUCCGCAGCCCUCCUGGCCCAGCUCAAGUCUUUCUACGACGCGCGGCUGCUGUGCGAUGUGACCAUCGAGGUGGUGACUCCCGGCAGCGGGCCUGGCACGGGGCGCCUGUUCUCGUGCAACCGCAACGUGCUGGCCGCGGCGUGUCCCUACUUCAAGAGCAUGUUCACCGGCGGCAUGUACGAGAGCCAGCAGGCCAGCGUGACCAUCCACGACGUGGAUGCCGAGUCCUUCGAGGUCCUGGUGGACUACUGCUACACCGGCCGCGUGUCCCUCAGUGAGGCCAACGUGCAGCGGCUGUACGCGGCCUCAGACAUGCUCCAGCUGGAGUAUGUACGCGAAGCCUGUGCUUCCUUCCUGGCUCGCCGCCUUGACCUGACCAACUGCACUGCCAUCCUCAAGUUCGCUGAUGCCUUUGACCAUCACAAGCUGCGGUCUCAGGCGCAGUCCUUCAUAGCUCACAACUUCAAGCAGCUCAGCAGGAUGGGCUCCAUCCGGGAGGAGACGCUGGCAGACCUGACCCUGGCCCAGCUGCAGGCCGUCCUGCGCCUAGACAGCCUGGACGUGGAGAGUGAGAAGACUGUGUGUCACGUGGCGGUGCAGUGGCUCGAGGCUGCUCCCAAAGAGCGGGGCCCCAGUGCCGCGGAAGUCUUCAAGUGUGUUCGCUGGGCACACUUCCCCGCAGAAGAUCAGGACUACUUGGGAGGGCUACUCAACAAGCCUAUUGUGAAGAAAUACUGCCUGGACCUAAUUGAAGGGGCCCUCCUGCAGCAGCGUUUUGGUGAUAGGUUGUACAAGUCAGUGGUGUCCAAGCCAAAUAGCAGCCACAACAGCAGCAACACCAAUAGUGGCAGCAGCAAUAGCGUUGCCACCAGUAGCUCUGUUGUACCUGUAGCAGAAAAUCCACCCCAAAGGUUGGGUAUGUGUGCUAAAGAGAUGGUAAUCUUUUUCGGACACACCAGAGAUCCUUUUCUCUGCUAUGACCCAUAUUCAGGAGAUAUUUACACAAUGCCAUCUCCUUUGACCAGCUUGGCACACACUAAGACCAUUACAUCCUCAGCUGUUUGUGUCUCUCCAGACCAUGACAUCUAUCUUGCUGCCCAGCCCAGGAAAGACCUAUGGGUGUAUAAACCAGCCCAAAAUAGUUGGUAUCAACUGGCAGACCGAUUGCUGUGCCGAGAGGGCAUGGAUGUGGCAUAUCUGAAUGGCUACAUUUACAUCUUGGGUGGGAGAGACCCGAUUACUGGAGGUAAACUGAAGGAAGUGGAAUGCUACAGUGUUCAGAGGAACCAGUGGGCUCUGGUGGCUCCUGUACCCCAUUCCUUCUAUUCAUUUGAACUGAUAGUGGUCCAGAACUACCUUUACGCUGUCAACAGUAAGCGCAUGCUCUGCUAUGAUCCCAGCCACAAUAUGUGGCUGAAUUGUGCAUCUCUCAAGCGAAGUGACUUUCAGGAAGCCUGUGUCUUCAAAGAUGAAAUCUAUUGUAUCUGUGACAUCCCAGUCAUGAAGGUCUACAACCCAGCCAGAGGAGAGUGGAGGCGGAUUAGUAAUAUCCCAUUGGACUCAGAAACCCACAACUACCAGAUUGUCAAUCAUGACCAAAAGUUGCUGCUCAUUACUUCUACCACCCCACAAUGGAAAAAGAACCGUGUGACAGUGUAUGAGUACGAUACUAGGGAAGACCAAUGGAUUAAUAUAGGUACCAUGUUAGGCCUUUUGCAGUUUGACUCUGGCUUUAUUUGCCUGUGUGCUCGAGUUUAUCCUUCCUGUCUUGAACCUGGUCAGAGUUUCAUCACUGAGGAAGAUGAUGCAAGGAGUGAGUCUAGCACUGAAUGGGACUUAGACGGAUUCAGUGAACUGGACUCUGAGUCAGGAAGUUCAAGUUCUUUUUCUGAUGAUGAAGUCUGGGUCCAGGUUGCACCUCAGCGAAAUGCACCAGAUCAGCAGGGUUCUUUGUAAAUAUUUUGAGACAAUAAGAUGUUUCUACUGUAUGGAAUGUAUCUUAAUAUGACACCCCUUUUCCUGAAGAAGACAAAGUUGAUUAGGACUGGAGAUUUGGUUUAGAAAGGGUAGCAAUUUGAAAUAGUAAUACAAUAGACAAAAUUUAUACAGUCCCUGAAAUCAGCUUAUUUCAAUAAUUUACUGUGCUAAAAAUCCAUUAUUAAAAUAUGCAUAGUGAACUACAUAAAUUGAUUAAGGUGUUUAGUGGAUUUUGUUUUGCUGUUAAUUAGUAUGUUUAUUGAUUUUCCUAAUUUAGUUAAAUUUUGCCUAGUGCUACAAGAUCUUGUAAUUUGUUACUAGGAAAACUGGACUGAGAAUUGUUGGAUUUUGAAGGUGUUAACAUUUUCCUUCAGAAUAAUGAAAGAUUACAUUUUAAAGUAAGUUUUUACUAUUCUCGUAGCUUGUUAAAAUCUAGUGUGCUUGUCUUUCUUUCUCCAAAGAAAAAAUAUUAAGGUUACUAAGUAGUGAUUCCAUGUUGAUAAUGUGUUCAGUGGGCUUACAAGGUCACAGAAAAUUUAUAAAUCAGGAUUCCACUGUUUACAAAGAAUUUCAGUUUUUACUUUAGAAUUUAGAAAUGUGUAAUGUGCUAAAUAUGACCCAUUUCUUACCUUGGGAGAAAAAAAAAACAUUCUAGUAGUGUCACCAAUUACUUAAGCACCCUUCUAAACCAAAACAUGAAAAAGGUAAUUUGCUUUAUAAAUUCACAGUCUCAAUCUGUACAUGUUAAAUGCUUUGUUGACUCAGAGGAAUAACCCUUUUCUUCACUGGACAUAAUUAAAUAAUGUAAAUUUUUCUUCAUUGGUCAUGCACUGUCUUAAAAAAGGUUGCCUCCCUAAAAUAUUUUGGCUAUAUAGUUUUAGUAUUCAUCUUAGGGGUUUUAUCAGCAGAAAGUGAUUUAUUCUUUAAUGUUUUGUGAAGUAAUAUUGGCUUUGAAAAUAUGUAUAAGCUAAAGGCAGUAUUUUGAGAUCAGUAGUUAUAGUGUUUAUCAACUCAAGUUAAGUGCCAGCAAAGAACUUUAAAACUUCAAGCUUUGUAUAGAACUGUUUUGUGUAAUAUUUAACAGGUUUUUUUUUUUAAGUUACUGUGAAAGUUCUUGAUUUUCGGCUUGAAGAUAUUUUUGUAUUAAAAGUUGACUGUUAAGGAACUUAAGUGGAUGGUGGGUGGCAUUUGGGGCCAGUAGUUAAAGUAUGUUUUUUCAAUUCUUACUCUAAUCGGUGGUACACAUGCCAUUUUAUUAUGGUGUCUGUAUCCAGUUUGUAUUUCUCUGUUACACUCCAGUUUCUGUUUCACUCACCAUAUAUAUAUAUAUAUAUAUAUAUAUAUAAAGUCCAGAAAGAGGAAAUCACACAAAACUGGCAUUGUUACGUUAUAGGUGCUUACCUUUUGAAGGUUUAUUAAUACAUAUGGUUGUCAUAAUGCGUAUAUAUGACAAAUGGUGUACAUAUACAGAUGUUUUAUGCUAUAUAAAGUUUUCUAUACUCUUUUAGAAUUAUCUUCCUGCAUCUUUAUUCAAUAACAUGCAAAUUCCUCAUUAUUCUCUAGUAACAACAUGCUUUUUUUACACUCUGGUAGAGGACCAAAGAAUCUGGUCCAGGAUGGGGAAGUGACUUUUUGAAUUAGAAGAAAUGAAAAAUAAAAUGACAAAAGCAAAACAAAAUAGCAUGGAUAGUGUAUUAUUCAUCAUUUUGAUUGGCUGUAUUAAGUCUGUAAAACAUCUAGCUCAACAGUAUUUCUGUUGAAGUGGGUUUACUGACUCUUAAGAUUGUCAGGCCUAAGUCUAAAUUCUGUACCAGGAAUGUUAUAAAAACUACUCUUUACUUAGCCAUUUUUUUCCCUGUUUGGGGGCCAACUUUCUCUUCCCCAUUAACUUAUGUUGACAGCUUUUUGUUUUGUAAGAUGGAAACUUGGUGAUGCUGGUCUCAGCCAGAUUAUUUAUCUGCACAAUUAAGGCCUGCAACUGAUUUAUAAAAGACAUAUUCUCAAAUUCAUCAUUCCCAACUCUUGAGUUAAAGCUUAGGCUACAUAUUAGUAAUAUCUUGGCUUACUGACACAUUUUCUUGUGAAGGAUUUUGAUUUUGUGAAACAUUUGUGAAUUAGGGAGUAGAUGCUAUUAUUUUAUAGAUAAAUGAUUUGUGUGUUGCUUGUUAAAAUAAAGGUGGCUUUAAACCA
Meriones unguiculatus (Mongolian gerbil) is the source of this 4599-nucleotide messenger RNA. It is a transcript of the gene Kbtbd7, whose product is annotated as kelch repeat and BTB domain containing 7. Gene Ontology annotation, molecular function: protein binding. The record is from RefSeq and is a predicted model, not a curated record. Lineage: Eukaryota; Metazoa; Chordata; Mammalia; Rodentia; Muridae. The coding region runs from base 298 to 2388 and encodes 696 amino acids. The transcript has a single exon.